This is a messenger RNA of Besnoitia besnoiti, 444 nucleotides long. RefSeq lists its product as uncharacterized. The record is from RefSeq and is a predicted model, not a curated record. The transcript has a single exon. The coding region runs from base 1 to 444 and encodes 147 amino acids. Lineage: Eukaryota; Apicomplexa; Conoidasida; Eucoccidiorida; Sarcocystidae.
AUGAGUUCCUCUUAUGCCUCUUCUUCUUCGGCCUCUUCGUCGGCCUCGUCGUCGGCCUCGUCGCGCUCCCGCGACAGAGAGGAGAGGAGUUCGCAGGGGGCGUGGCUGCCGCUGGCGAUAGGCGCGGCGCUCGGCGCCCUAGCCGUUGGUGCUGCGGGCUGGUUCCUCUCUCAGGACGCGCAGAGCGAACGGGAGAGAGCCGAGUUCGAGCGCGCGCGCCUCGAACGCGAGGAGAGUCCGAAGCUCCGCGAGGCGGCGGCGGGCGAGCGCCAGGAAGCCGCCGCGGAGAGGCCAGACGCAGAGAGCGACGCCAGCACUGGCGAAGACGUGGGGAGUCGCAGCCGCGACGAACAGACCCCGCCCGAGGCCUCGCCGCGGACGAACGCAUCUGCCGCGGAGGGAGGAGGUCAGACGUCGCCGCGCCGCGAGGAGGCAAAAGAUUGA